Messenger RNA from Aplysia californica (California sea hare), 675 nucleotides. RefSeq names its product kyphoscoliosis peptidase. The coding region runs from base 1 to 675 and encodes 224 amino acids. The transcript has a single exon. The record is from RefSeq and is a predicted model, not a curated record. NCBI's taxonomy places the organism in Eukaryota, Metazoa, Mollusca, Gastropoda, Aplysiida, Aplysiidae.
AUGUCAGAACGUCCCACUCUCCUCAAUGGUUACCUCGGCUCACAGCUGGGCUUCCAGGAACUGGGCCUGGCUACCAAGAGUCAUAAGGAGGCCGAGUUCGAAACGAGUGAGAAUGAAUUCGUCAUCAAACUGGUCGCUUCGCUACCCGUAAAGAUCACGACAAAGGUCAUCAACGAAGCCACAGGAAAGGAGUCCCAGGAGCGGGUUUUCAUCCAGACGAGGGGUCAAGACAUCAGUCUGUUGGUCAGUCUAGACUCCCCUGGGUACCACAAACUUCAGAUUUACGGGCUUCCCGCGUCGGAGCAGAGCAAACAGCUGCCUGGAGUGUUCAACUACCUUAUCAACUGCACGGCCAUGCCACGGAAGUCUCGUCUAUUCCCCAAACAGUUCGCCAAAUGGAAAGAAGGCUGCGCACUGCUGGAACCCUUUUCCUUAGCUGGAGACGGUCUAUCGGGUGACGUCGCCUUUCGCGUGAUUGUUCCAGAAGCACACGCGGUGGCUGUGACGAUAGGCGAGUCGUGGACACAUCUCGAGCCAGACGACAGGGGCUUGUGGGUAGGACGAGUGCAAGGAGUGGAGCAGUAUAAGGGAAAGGGGCUUUCUGCAGUGCUCAACGCCAAUUUUGACGAAGAAGACGAGUCCAAAUACUUCUCUCUUUUACAGUAUUCUCUAUGA